Molecule: messenger RNA, 1427 nt
Organism: Cydia pomonella (codling moth)
Lineage: Eukaryota; Metazoa; Arthropoda; Insecta; Lepidoptera; Tortricidae
Product: tRNA (adenine(37)-N6)-methyltransferase
Source: RefSeq, a predicted model, not a curated record
AAGAACGUAAAUGUCAGAAAGAAUGUAUAUGCCUUCGCGUCCCAUCGUCGAACUUGUAUUUAAUGGAAUUUCUGUUUUCAUUUUAAAACUGUUACGAAUACAUGAAAAAUGACAGAGAAUGUAGAGCAUUACCGCAAUCAAAUAGCUUUAGCUCGGACUGAAAUAAAGAAUUUAAGACAGCAACUCUCUUCUCUAAAACACGAGCAUCUUAAGGAGAUUAAAGCGAUUAAGGAGGCUUUAAACGAGUUGCGAUGUGCCAACUGUGCUGAUUCGGCUACAACGGUUCAGCGCAAUCUCAUAGAGCAGCCAUCUUCUUCAUCAGAAGUAGAUGGUGGCAUUGCAUACCGGGCUAUUGGGGUGAUUGAGACUUCUUUUCAGAACAAGCGGGGGGUGCCGCGGCAGCCGUCGGUGCUGGCGAAGGCUCAAGGAGCAGUAGUCAUUGAUUCCAGCAUUUUUAACAAUCCGGAACAUGCUUUGAGUGGGUUGGAAGAGUUUUCACACAUGUGGAUAAUAUUCCACUUUCACGCUACAGAGAGCAGCAAUGUGCCCGCAAAGGUGUGUCCUCCACGCCUAGGUGGCGAGCGGCGCGGGGUGUUCUCCACGCGUUCACCGCACAGGCCCUGCCCCAUUGGACUCUCGCUCGUCAAGAUACAGAGCAUUGAAGGCAAUCGAAUCUAUUUCUUCGGAGUGGACAUGGUGAACGGCACUCCAGUCCUCGACAUCAAACCAUACAUCCCACAGUACGACUACCCUGUCCCAGUGUUUGGGGACACACCUAUGUCAUCGCUGGUUCGGCCACCGACGGAAGGGACUAGCGAUGGGUUAGAUGUUGCCAACUUGCAGCUUGAUGACAGCUAUGAUGCCAGAAGCCUCAGCCCCCGCCAAGCGAACCCGAUCGGCGAUCCUCCCCCCGCGGCCGGCGCGCCCCCCUCCUCCCCUCCCUCCCCCCGCCCCCCCCCGGGCUCCCCGCCCCGGCGGCCGGACACGGAGCGCGGCGCGCCGGACGGCCAGGAGCGCUUCACCCCCCCGCAGUCCGCGCAGCUCGCCAGCCUGAGCCACGACGGCAUCAGAGUGGCCCCCUGGAUAGACAACCCGCCCGCCCAGACAUACGAUGUCCGAUUCACUGACGACGCUCUAACGCGACUAGUUGAACUUAUCGGUGAUAGAGCGCAAGCAUUUAAAAACAAUUUAAUCAGUUUACUUUCGGAAGACCCGAGGUCUAAUUACGUUAGGACCCGGUACCCGGACCACGAGUACAACUGCGUGUUGGAGGACUUAUCUAUUAGCUGCAUUUUUGAUGUCGCGUCUGCGGUGUGUACUAUUAUCGCUGUGAGGAGCGCCGAUGACCUCCAGAAUUAGAGUUUUGCCUAAUGUUUAAAUCUAAAUAAUUUAUUUUAUGCAAGCACAAUUAUAAUUUGUUGGCACAA